Molecule: messenger RNA, 2106 nt
Organism: Recurvomyces mirabilis
Lineage: Eukaryota; Fungi; Ascomycota; Dothideomycetes; Mycosphaerellales; Teratosphaeriaceae
Exons: 2
Coding region: 1-2106 (701 amino acids)
Biological process (GO): peptidyl-serine phosphorylation; regulation of autophagy
Cellular component (GO): cytoplasm
Molecular function (GO): protein serine/threonine kinase activity; ATP binding
Source: RefSeq, a predicted model, not a curated record
AUGGCUUCGGCUACCAUCGCUCUGAACGCCUACAUAUUCGGCUAUGGUGGUCAUUCUCUGGUCACGCCUCACACCGCACUGAAGCAGCUAUGGUGGACUCACGAGCGGAUUGAGCAGAAAGUCACAAGAUCUUUUGUGGUUUCCAAGCUGCGAGGCGAGGAGCGACAGUUCCUCGAUAGACCGCUGGCAUUUGGCGAAGGACUUACGGACGACACAUACAUGGAAUGGAUACUUGACCGUGCGAGACGACUCUUCCUGAUACUCACAGAGAUAGGCGUGCCAGACCAGAUCUUUGGCUGCAUUGACGACUCAUGGGACGACGACGAUCUGCCAUUACCAUUUGACAGUGUGGCAAGCUUGGAGCUGGCGUAUGAUGACGACGAAACACUCAAUCACAGAUUCCAUAAUGCACAAUUUGUCUACAUGCUACGAGAAGUACAGCCCGGCACACAUAUUGAUUACGGACCAAAGGAGCACAUACCAAUGGAGUAUGUCAACACACUGCCACCAGCCGUGAGCCUGCAGUCCUGGGACCGCAUACACUUUCCUGGAAGGCCGGAGGAGAUAUACAUGCGAAGGAGAUAUAUUUUGGUCGACAAAGAGAACGAUUGUAGCUACUUCCAAAGCCUCAUGAAUGAUGUACAGACAGCUCAAACCUUACGGCACGAGCAUGUUGCCAGCAUAUGGGCUUCAUACACUUCAGAUGAUGCUGGCUACAUUCUGUCCGAUUUUGUCGCCGAACAUACUCUCAGCACAUAUAUCGACCAUAGGACACCCAUGCAGCUGAUGCGCGUGCCAGCUACAGAGCGACCGAGCAUGAUUCUCGAAUGGCUGCACUGUCUCGCAGACGCACUGGCAUCUCUGCAUCACCGCGGCAGUGCACACGCAGCCAUAAGACCAUCGAAUAUCAUUAUCGACCACGACAACCACAUCGCUUUCGCUGAUGUAGGCACCCUUCGCACCUUCCAGCGCGGUAAGAAGCCAUACAAGACCGAGACAUAUGACUAUGCAGCACCAGAGUCCCAGAUCUGUCAGGCGCCCAUAGUCUGUCCCUCGAGUCCACCAGCAAGUAGUAUGUCCGCUUUCAACAAGCUACGUAAGAUGAGCUCAAGUGGUAGCAGCUCCUCUGCAUCAUCAUCGACCACCAACAGUAGCACACGAAGCAAUAGCAUGUGUGCGACAACGCCUGCGACACCGGUCACGCCACCUUCUCCACGCAGAUCGAACAGCCUCAAGACCAUCGUCUCCGCCAUGUCGCCAUCGCCAGGACCACGGCCAUCUCUGAGCAGCAGCAUGCGUAAUUUCAGCCGCCACCUCCAAGAUCCUCCCUGCCCAUCACCAGGCCUACCCACCCUGCCCAUGUCACCCGACUAUAUCACCCCGGUCACCAUACUACCUCGUCCAACAGCCAUCGACUACAACGCUCUCCGUGACUUACCCGAAGCAACACCAGAGAUGUCAGACGUCUAUUCACUGGCCUGCGUCUUCCUCGACCUCAUAACUUUUAUCCUGCGAGGCAAGACAACAGACUUCAUACGCUUCCGCGCAACACGUAUGCAAGCUACAAGCGGCCGACAAAAGUUCCGCAUAGAUCACAGUUUCCAUUGCAACCCCUAUCAAAUCGAAGCUUGGAUGGCUCUGCUGAAGGACGACAGCCGCAAGCAAGCUAGUGAAAAUCCUGUCUUCCGUGGUAUACCUGCGCUCCUGGAUAUGCUGAAGAGGAUGAUGAUGCAGAACGCGCAGCUACGUCCCAUAGCAAGAGAAGUGCGAGAUCGAAUUCAAGAUAUACUCGUAGAUCAAUGUGGUAUUGAGCAUCUGUGCUGCGCAGGCAGGGAGUGGAAUCUACCUAUGCCGGAAGUACCUGGUGGAGCGUCUAGUGGGGACUCAUUUAGUAUACGAGCGGGGUCUUUGGCUUCGCCACCAAGGAAGUUGGGUCAAGAGUCGAGGCUGAGAAGGGAUGUGGGUGAUCAGAUGAGUGUCAUUAGUCGAGUUGAGUCAAGGGCUUCGGCGUCGCCUGCUAAGGUGGAGUCAAGAAGGACAAGUGGUGGAAGUGUGGCUACAGCGACAAUCACUUCUUGGAGGAGGGCCUUCAGUAGGUCGAGGUAA